Solea senegalensis (Senegalese sole) is the source of this 5659-nucleotide messenger RNA. Its product is annotated as insulin receptor-like. The record is from RefSeq and is a predicted model, not a curated record. Lineage: Eukaryota; Metazoa; Chordata; Actinopteri; Pleuronectiformes; Soleidae. Gene Ontology annotation, molecular function: insulin receptor activity; phosphatidylinositol 3-kinase binding; insulin receptor substrate binding. Gene Ontology annotation, cellular component: membrane; insulin receptor complex; axon. The transcript has 23 exons. Gene Ontology annotation, biological process: protein autophosphorylation; positive regulation of phosphatidylinositol 3-kinase/protein kinase B signal transduction; glucose homeostasis. Bases 116 to 4234 code for a protein of 1372 amino acids.
UUAUUUUAUUUUCAUUCUUUCGAUAUACCAGUGACUUUUUAAAAUCACAUGUUUGUUCGAGACUGGAGUUUUUAAGGAGCUUGAAGAGGACAACACAACUUAUUCUCAAGUCAAAAUGAGGCGGUGGACGCUAAAGCUGCGAGCCCAAAUUGUGUUUUUUAUCAUCUGCACCUGCGUCAUAUGCCAAUGUGGUCUAAUAAAAGCAGAAAUCUGCCCGAGCAAGGACAUCCGGAACAAUGUGGCCAACCUUCAGUCUUUAGACAACUGUACCAUCAUCGAGGGCCACCUGAAGAUUCUGCUUAUGUUUAAAACCAAGCCCGAUGACUUCCGAGGCCUCAGCUUCCCAAAACUGAGAGUGGUGACGGACUAUGUGCUGCUGUUUAGAGUCUACGGCCUUGAGACCCUCAGUGAUCUGUUUCCCAACCUCACAGUGAUCCGUGGCAACAACCUCUUCUUCAACUACGCCCUUGUGAUGUAUGAGAUGCUUCAAUUGAGGGAGGUGGGCCUUCACAGUCUGAUGAAUAUCACCCGGGGUGCUGUGAGGAUUGAGAAGAAUUCCGACCUCUGCUACCUGGCCACUCUGGACUGGUCCAAGAUCCUGGACUCGGUGGAGGACAAUUUCAUUGUGGCCAAUAAGAACGAGAGGGAGUGUGGAGAUGUGUGUCCUGGCACGGCCCAAGGUCAGACCAUCUGCCAACAGAACACCAUCAAUGGACACUUCAGGGGACGAUGCUGGUCGCAGAAGUACUGUCAGAGAAUGUGCUUGGACAACUGUAAGCAUGGUGCAUGUAGCCUCCAAGGCCAGUGCUGCCAUGACCAAUGCCUGGGCGGCUGUUCUGAGUCAGGGAAUGCAAGUAGCUGUGUGGCCUGCAGGAACCUCCAGCAUGGGAACACCUGUGUGGAGAAAUGUCCCCCUGGAUACUAUGUCUUCAGGGGCUGGCGCUGCAUCAGCUUCUCCUUCUGUCAGGAACUUCACAACCAGUGUAAACAAACUAAGAAGUUGAACCAAGAUCGGGAGUCGGUCUGUGAUGAAUAUGUCAUCCAUAAUGGGGCCUGUAUUCCAGAGUGUCCUUCUGGAUACACCAUUAGAAACUCCACUACGUUGACCUGUUCACCUUGUUUAGGCCUGUGUCCUAAAACGUGUGCAGGAAAUAAGACGAUUGAUUCGGUAACUUCAGCACAGGCUCUGAGAGGCUGCACUGUUCUCCACGGAAGCAUGAUCAUCAAGAUCCGAGGCGGGAAUAACAUAGCUGCUGAGUUGGAGGCUAGUUUGGGCCAGAUUGAGGAGAUCACAGGAUACCUGACUGUACGCCGAGCAUACGCCCUCGUCUCCCUUUCCUUUCUACGCAAACUACGUGUCAUCAGAGGGCAGCAUCUUGAGGCAGAUAUUUAUGCCUUGUAUGCGCUGGACAACCAAAACCUACGAGAAUUGUGGGACUGGUCCAAGCACAACCUGACCAUAUUGCGUGGUCGCACAUUCUUCCACUACAACUCCAAACUUUGCAUGUCUGAAAUCAGAAAGAUGGAGGAGGUUACGGGAACCAAGGAACGCAACCAAAAGAAUGAUAUUGCUGUACGCAACAACGGGGACCAAGCCUCCUGUGAGACCAAGCUACUGAACUUCACCACGAUCAAGACCUUAUCAAAUAUGAUAAUGUUGAAGUGGGAGGCCUUUUGGCCCACAGAUUUUAGAGACCUGCUUGGAUUUAUGGUUCUUUACAAGGAGGCACCCUAUAGGAAUGUAACCGAGUUCGACGGCCAGGAUGCAUGUGGCUCUAACAGCUGGGCAAUUGCUGAUAUUGAACCUCCACUUCGUCCAACGGACAACAGAAAGUCAGAGGAUCCGGGGCACCUAAUCCGACCUUUGAAGCCCUGGACCCAAUAUGCUAUCAUGGUUAAAACUCAACUGUCGGCAUCUGAUGAGCAUCAGGUUCAUGGAGCCAAGAGUGAGAUCAUAUAUGUUCGCACCAACGCCUCCAAGCCCUCAGUGCCUCUAGACCCAAUCUCCUCCUCCAACUCCUCCUCCCAGAUUAUCCUGAAGUGGAAGCCCCCAACAAGUCCCAAUGGCAACAUCACCCACUAUCGGGUCAUCUGCCGCAAGCAGCCCGAAGACAGCGACCUGUACAAGUUCGACUACUGCCUCCAAGGAGUGAAGCUACCAUCUCGCACCCCAACCCACCUAGACAGUGAGGAAGAACAGAAGUGGAACCACACAGACGAGCUCACAUCAGGAGGCCGGUGCUGCGCCUGCCCUAAAACAGACAACCAGCUGAAGAAGGAGCAGGAGGAGAUAGAGUACCGCAAGACCUUUGAGAACUUUCUUCACAAUGAAGUCUUUGAGAGCAGGCCAUCUCGUCGGCGACGCUCAGUGGGAAUUGCCAACGCUACUCAAACCCCACACUUCCUUACCACAACCCCCAGUUCACUAUUUGGCUCCAAGUCUCCUGGCACUGAAGAUGACGAGGAGGAUGAGGAGGGGUCCAAGGUGGAGCUGAAGGUUUUCACGAAAGAGUCAACAGUUAUUUCCAACCUGCAUCACUUUACCAGCUAUAAGAUAGAGAUCAUGGCCUGCAACGAUCCAGUGGACCUCAAACGCUGCAGCAUGGCUAGUUAUGUCAGUGCCCGAACCAUGCCAGAGGAGAAAGCAGAUGACAUCCCAGGCUCUGUGACCCAUGAAAUAGUGUCAGCUGAACCUCCUUAUGUGUUGAUCAAAUGGAAUGCACCUCGAACCCCUAACGGCCUCAUCAUCCUGUAUGAGGUCUUCUACAGGAAGGUUGGAGACACAGAGAUUCAUACAGCUUGUGUGUCACGGCCAGCCUACCUCAUGUCUGGUGGCACGAAGCUUGCACUUCUGCAGCCUGGAAACUACAGUGUGAGAGUCCGUGCCACCUCCUUGGCAGGAAAUGGCUCUUUUACGGACACUACGUACUUCUUCAUGCCCAACCCGGAUCCUGGUUUAGUUUGGAUCGUGAUUGGCCCAGUCUUCUGCUUCAUCCUGCUGCUGUUUGUGGGAGGUGGAGUCUUUUGGAUCUUCAAGAUGAAGCAAACAGAAGGCCCAACAGGACCUCUUAUCGCGUCCUCAAACCCUGAGUAUAUCAGUGCUAAUGAUGUGUACGUUCCUGAUGAGUGGGAGGUGCCCCGGGAGAAGAUCACGAUUCUCAGAGAGCUGGGUCAGGGUUCCUUUGGCAUGGUGUACGAAGGAAUUGCCAAGGACAUUAUCAAAGGAGACCCGGAUACACAAGUAGCUGUCAAGACGGUCAAUGAAUCGGCCAGCCUGCGGGAGAGGAUUGAGUUCCUCAACGAAGCCUCUGUCAUGAAGGCCUUCAGUUGUCACCACGUGGUUCGUCUUUUGGGUGUCGUGUCCAAAGGUCAACCCACUCUAGUCGUGAUGGAGCUGAUGACUCACGGUGACCUGAAGAGCUACCUGCGGGGUCUUAGGCCAGACUCAGACAACAACCCUACAGGCCGUCCACCGCCCACACUGAAGGAGAUGAUCCAGAUGGCUGCAGAAAUUGCAGAUGGCAUGGCUUACCUCAAUGCCAAGAAGUUUGUCCACAGAGACCUGGCUGCCAGGAACUGCAUGGUGGCAGAGGACUACACUGUUAAGAUUGGAGAUUUUGGUAUGACACGAGAUAUAUAUGAGACAGACUACUAUCGUAAAGGAGGAAAGGGUCUGCUUCCUGUCAGGUGGAUGGCUCCAGAAUCACUGAAGGAUGGAGUCUUCACUGCCCACUCUGACUGCUGGUCGUUUGGCGUUGUGCUCUGGGAGAUCAGCACGCUGGCAGAGCAGCCUUACCAAGGUUUAUCUAACGAGCAGGUUCUAAAGUUUGUCAUGGAUGGAGGUUACCUGGACCGGCCAGACAACUGCCCAGAGAGAAUGCACAACCUGAUGCAGAUGUGCUGGCAGUACAACCCCAAGAUGCGGCCACUGUUUCACGAGAUCAUUGAGAUGCUGCGUGAGGACCUGCACCCAUCUUUCCACGAGGUUUCCUUCUUCUACAGUGAAGAAAACAAAGUCCAUGAGACAGAGGAGUUUGACCUGGACCUGGACAAUAUGGAGAGCAUCCCUCUGGACCCAUCUUCGUACUCGCAGAGAGAGGAGAGCUUAGGCAGGGACAGCGGGCCGUCUGUGGCCCUUAGGGGGAACUAUGAGGAGCAUGUCCCCUAUACACACAUGAACGGUGGAAAGAAAAAUGGACGAAUCUUAUCGUUGCCCAGAUCCAGCCCCUCCUAACGUUUCCUGUUUCCUAAAAGAACUUGUUGAACCUCUCCCAACCCUUCUUUCUGUUCAAAUCCAUUUUUCUGCAUCCAUCAUGUUCUUCUCAUCAUUUUCUUAUGAUUCUUAUUCUUGGAGUAGCCCUUCAAAAAAAAAACAAACAGAAAUCUCAGGACUUUUUAUUUUUUUCCUCAAGGCUGCCAAUCACAGGCAAGCAAGGGAUGCAAACAGUGCACCACUAACAGUGCACACCUCUUCUUUUUUUUUAACUUCCUCUCUAACACACCGGGCUGUCUAUUGCCAGAUUAUCUAUUAUUUUUUCACUAUUUUCACAUUUCCAGGACUCAUCAUGUUGGAAACGAAGAGGAAAAUAAAACAAACUGUGAACUCGACAAACCUUAGACAACCAAGAUGGCUGCUUAUGCUCAUCCUCCUCAAGACUCGUCUCGUCUUUUCUCCCCCCCACCAAAUCGGCAUUUCCACUUUUCCGUGCUUUGUUAUUUUGAUCCUAGUGAAAUCUUUUUACUCAGAUAGUGGCCUUUUUAUACGUGGCCUAUAAACGAAGAGAAGUGUCUAUCAGCGCUCAUGCUAAUUUCCUCUUGAAACAAUGAAUCUGUUUGGAACAGUGGGAUGACUUGCAAAGACUUGAUCCUAGAACAAAACAUCUAUUCCUAGAAUGUCUUCUUUUUGUUUGUUUCUCUUUUUUUGGUUCUGCAGAAUUCCAAACUACACACAGAUUCAUCGGGUGUUUGGUGAAUAGUUUUAAUUUAUUUACUUUUAUUGUUUCUCUCUCUCUCUCUCUCUCUCUCUUUUACCUCUGUGUCCUCACUAUAUGGCUGAAGGAUAUUUAAACAGUUAAGAAUUGGACAAAAGAGUUCCUCAGACUGACCAAUAGCUGCUGCUUUGAUAUAUUUUAGUGGGUAUAUGAAUAUAUAUAUAAUAUAUAUGUAGUAUAUAUGGAAUAUUGGUAUUUCUGUGCCAAUAUUUUAUAUAUAAUAUAUGACAUAUUGAUGUUGUGUAAAUAGUUCAUAUUUGUAAGAUUAUUACUUUGCUAUUAUUUUGUUUUGCCAGUUUUGUUUUCUUUCUUACUUUAUAGCCCCAGAAAUUACACUAAUGUACCAAUAGUGCUCUCCGUGUCUUUGGCCUCCAGACUCCAACCCUCAAGUACUUUUUUCCAUCUCGAUGGAAAAAAGGAAAAGCCGCAAAAUAUCGUUGACUUACUGCUUCUUUUAUUUUUAUAAACCUCAGUCCCUCUGAGAGCUGUCAAUAUUUGGAGGCAACUUUUAUUACAACUACGGAAAAAAAGUAGAUUAACCAAAAAACUCCUUAUGUAAAAGGGGAAUGAGGUCUUUCUAGGCUGAAGUGCACCUGAUGUGUGUUUGUGUCCAUUUGCUCUGGUCAGGUCACGCUGGAGUGUGUUUCUUAUCACAGUUUUCUUUUCUU